Epinephelus moara (kelp grouper) is the source of this 4315-nucleotide messenger RNA. RefSeq names its product DEAH (Asp-Glu-Ala-His) box helicase 9 (gene dhx9). The record is from RefSeq and is a predicted model, not a curated record. The transcript is spliced from 27 exons. Gene Ontology annotation, molecular function: 3'-5' DNA helicase activity; 3'-5' DNA/RNA helicase activity; ATP binding. The coding region runs from base 160 to 4002 and encodes 1280 amino acids. Lineage: Eukaryota; Metazoa; Chordata; Actinopteri; Perciformes; Serranidae. Gene Ontology annotation, cellular component: ribonucleoprotein complex; nucleolus; intracellular anatomical structure. Gene Ontology annotation, biological process: positive regulation of transcription by RNA polymerase II; regulation of mRNA processing.
CGACCGUCUUUCACCUUUACAGGAAGGAAGUCUGAGUUAAAGACACAAACCAUCAACCCGCCGGUGUGUUCUGCAGGACCUGUGAGCCUUUAACCUGCUGAUUGUCCCGUCUAUUAAAGAGUCGACAGAGGAGGAAACUCCCCCACCCGCCACUCCACCAUGGCGGACAUCAAGAACUUCCUGUAUGCCUGGUGUGGAAAAAAGAAACUGACUCCCACCUACGACAUCCGAGCUGCAGGGAACAAAAACAGGCAGAAGUUUUUGUGUGAGGUCCGCAUUGACGGCCACAACUACAUCGGGAUGGGCAACUCCACCAACAAGAAGGACGCUCAGACCAACGCUGCCAGAGACUUUGUCAACUACCUGGUCCGAAUCGGGGAAAUGAGCGCAGCAGAGGUUCCAGCUCUCGGGGUGAGCGCUCCAGCUGGUGACCAACCUGACGGGGGAGGAGGAGCAGGAGGAGGAGACGCUGGCUUUGGAAGCCUCCCUUCCAGCGGUCCUCUGCCACCUCACCUUGUAGUAAAAGCUGAACAAGAGGACAGCAGCUGCGGGCCGGUACCAGGAGUGACUGGACUCGGUUACUCAGGAGGAGGAAACUCUGGAUGGGGAGGAGGAGGAGGAGGAGGAGGAGGAGGAGGAGGAGCUCAGUGGGAUCGAGGAGCCAACCUGAAGGAGUACUACGCCAAGAGAGAUGAACAGGAAGCUCAGGCGACUCUGGAGUCGGAGGAGGUGGACCUGAACGCUAAUCUCCAUGGUAACUGGACGCUGGAGAACGCCAAGGCCCGUCUGAACCAGUUCUUCCAGAAGGAGAAAACCAGCGCUGAGUAUAAAUACAGCCAAGUGGGACCAGACCACAACAGGAGCUUCAUAGCAGAGAUGCAGCUGUUUGUGAGACAGCUCGGCAGAAGGAUCACGGCUCGAGAGCACGGCUCCAACAAGAAGCUGGCGGCCCAGUCGUGUGCUCUGUCUCUGGUGCGGCAGCUGUACCACCUGGGAGUCCUGGAGGCGUACUCCGGAGUCACCAAGAAGAAGGAGGGGGAAACUUUGGAGGUGUUCGAGGUCAACGUGUCUCCGGACCUUCAGCAGCAGCUGGCCGCUAUCGUCCAGAAGCUCGAAGUCCAAAUCCCCCCACCUCCUGCAGACCCCUCCAGCUGGGUGUCUCUGGUUCAGGGGAAGAUGGCGACGUUUGAGCCGUCCCAGCGUCAGAGCGGAGCUGGGGUCGUCCCCUGGUCGCCUCCACAGGUCAACUGGAACCCUUGGACCAGCAGCAACAUCGACGAGGGACCGCUGGCCUACUGCACUCCGGAGCAGAUCAGCAGCGACCUUCACGACGAGCUGAUGUACCAGCUGGAACAUGACGACAACCUGCAGAAGACUUUGAUGGAACGCGACCAGCUGCCUGUCAAACAGUUUGAGGAGGAGAUCAUGACCACCAUCAACAAUAACCCUGUGGUGAUCAUCAGAGGAGCGACGGGCUGCGGUAAAACCACUCAGGUCCCUCAGUACAUCCUGGACCGCUUCAUCAAGGGAGGCAAAGCAUCCGACUGCAACAUCGUCGUCACCCAGCCCAGAAGGAUCAGCGCCGUGUCGGUGGCCGAGCGAGUCGCCUUUGAGAGAGGAGAGGAUAUUGGGAAGAGCUGUGGCUACAGCGUCCGCUUCGAGUCCAUCCUGCCUCGACCGCACGCCAGCGUCCUCUUCUGCACCGUCGGUGUGUUGCUGCGGAAGCUCGAAGCAGGAAUCAGAGGCAUCAGUCACGUUAUCGUUGAUGAAAUCCACGAGAGAGACAUUAAUACGGACUUCCUGAUGGUGGUCCUCAGAGAUGUGGUCCAGGCCUACCCGGACGUCCGCAUCAUCCUCAUGUCGGCCACCAUCGACACCACCAUGUUCAGAGAGUACUUCUUCAACGCCCCCAUCAUCGAGGUGUUUGGACGCACCUUCCCCGUACAAGAGUACUUCCUGGAAGAUUGCAUCCAGAUGACCAACUUUAUCCCUCCACCGAAUGACCGCAAGAAGAAAGACAAGGACGAGGAGGGAGGAGAUGAUGAUACUAACUGUAACGUGAUCUGUGGUCCCGACUACACGGCGGAGACGAAGCGUUCGAUGGCUCAGAUUAACGAGAAGGAGACGUCCUUCGAGCUGGUGGAGGCUCUUCUGAAGUACAUCGAGACGCUGAAGGUGGCCGGAGCCGUGCUCAUCUUCCUGCCCGGCUGGAACCUCAUCUACUCCAUGCAGAGACACCUGGAGACCAACCCACACUUUGGUACGUCACCACAUCAUGUUGAGCCUCGUUUCCACCAAGCAGUCCGGUACGGUUCAGUUCAGUUCUUAGUUUCUGUCUCCACAGUAAAAGUGAUUCUGUCCACCAACAUCGCAGAGACGAGCAUCACCAUCAACGACGUCGUCUACGUCAUCGACUCCUGCAAGCAGAAGGUGAAGCUCUUCACCUCCCACAACAACAUGACCAACUACGCCACUGUCUGGGCCUCCAAGACCAACCUGGAGCAGAGGAAGGGCCGAGCUGGCAGAGUGCGGCCAGGCUUCUGCUUCCACCUCUGCAGCUGCGCUCGAUUCGAUAGGCUGGAGACUCACAUGACUCCAGAGAUCUUCAGGACUCCGCUGCAUGAAGUCGCUCUGAGCAUCAAACUGCUGAGACUCGGAGCCAUCGGACACUUCCUGUCCAAGGCCAUCGAGCCACCGCCGCUGGACGCUGUCAUCGAGGCUGAACACACUCUGAAAGAGCUGGAUGCUUUGGACUCUAAUGAUGAACUGACUCCUCUUGGACGAAUUCUGGCUCGACUGCCCAUCGAACCUCGGCUGGGGAAGAUGAUGAUCAUGGGCUGCAUCUUCCAUGUUGGAGAUGCCAUGUGCACCAUCUCGUCCGCCUCGUGUUUCCCGGAGCCUUUCGUCAGCGAGGGAAAACGUCUCGGCUUCGUCCACAGAAACUUUGCCGGCAGCCGCUUCUCUGAUCACGUGGCCCUGCUGUCCGUCUUCCAGGCCUGGGAUGACGUCAGGGUUAACGGCGAGGAAGCAGAAAACCGUUUCUGUGAACACAAGCGUCUCAACAUGUCGACUCUGAGGAUGACCUGGGAGGCCAAAGUCCAGCUGAAAGAGAUCCUGGUCAACGCAGGAUUCCCUGAAGAGUGUCUGAUGACUCAGAUGUUCAACACCGUGGGACCGGACAACAACCUGGACGUGGUGGUUUCUCUGCUGACCUUCGGCUCGUACCCGAACGUCUGCUACCACAAAGAGAAGAGGAAGAUCCUGACCACCGAGGGGCGCAACGCCCUCAUCCACAAAUCCUCUGUUAACUGCCCCUUCAGCAGCCACGACAUGACCUACCCGUCCCCGUUCUUCGUCUUCAGUGAGAAGAUUCGAACCCGAGCGAUCUCGGCUAAAGGGAUGACUCUGGUCAGUCCUCUGCAGCUGCUGCUGUUCGCCUGCAAGAAGAUCAACUCCAACGGAGACAUCGUGGAGCUCGACGAAUGGAUCAAGCUGAGGAUUCCUCACGAGGUGGCGGGUGGUAUCGCAGCCCUGCGCGCCGGACUGGAGGCUCUGGUGGUGGAAGUGACCAAAGACCCAGAAUACAUCAGACAGAUGGACCAGACCAACCAGCAGCUGCUGAACCUCAUCAGACUCAUGUCCAAACCGUCCGCAGCUGGACUCAACAUGAUGGCCAGCAACCAGAGGAUGGGAGACGGUCCACGACCUCCAAAGAUGGGACGCUUCGACGGAGGUGGAGGAGAUGGAGGAGGCUACCGAGGAGGAGGCUACCGAGGAGGAGGAGGGGGAGGUUACAGAGGAGGGGGAGGGUAUGGAGGUGGAGGAGGGUACAGGGGAGGCGGGGGUUACAGAGGAGGAGGAGGAGGAGGAUACAGAGGUGGUUAUGGAGGAGGAGGAGGGUACAGAGGAGGUGGGGGCUACAGAGGAGGUGGAGGAGGAUACAGAGGGGGAGGAGGAGGAGGAUACCGAGGAGGAGGAGGAGGGUAUGGAGGAGGUUAUUAACAUCUCUGGAAGUGAUGAAGAGAGUUGAUGUAAUCUGGGGGGUUUUUCUUAAGAUUAGUGACCACACACGUUGUUGUUGUUGUUGUGAGGACAAAUGUUAGUUAUCAGGUCAGAGAGCAUGAUGAUGAUGAUGAUGAUGAUGAUGAUGAUGACACAGAUGGAAACUCUUGUUAUUUGAGCUGUUAAAACCAACAUGUGAUCUUGUCCCUUCUGUUUGUGGAGCUGCUGUCAGUCACACAUUUUGUUUUGUUUUUUUUACAAACAAUAAAAUCAGUGUGAAAUGUGAAAAUAAAAAAGAGGAAUGAUUCAAAUA